Molecule: messenger RNA, 3421 nt
Organism: Haliotis rufescens (red abalone)
Lineage: Eukaryota; Metazoa; Mollusca; Gastropoda; Lepetellida; Haliotidae
Product: sushi, von Willebrand factor type A, EGF and pentraxin domain-containing protein 1-like
Exons: 11
Coding region: 45-1883 (612 amino acids)
Biological process (GO): signal transduction
Cellular component (GO): cell surface
Source: RefSeq, a predicted model, not a curated record
GAAACUCCUGUUGCCGCUCUGUCAACUCGAGGCAAUAGGAAAGGAUGUAUCUGGAUGGCUUGGCGGACAGAUCCUUCCCAACCAUGGAGAGCCGUACACGUCUUCUUCUACUGGUGCUGGGGAUGUCAGUUUUCACUGCGAGUCGCGGCCAGACUACCCAGAAAAUAGGCAACCUGACGCUCGUCUGUCCUCCAGCGGUGUGUCCUGCUGGGCAGUACCGGUCAGCGGACAACACCUGCCAGAUGUGUGCAGUCGGGGAGUACCAGCCGGCGUCAGGGCAGACAAACUGUACAACAUGUGACACUGGAUUUACCACAAAAGCGACAGGAUCAAAUAUGGCAACAGAUUGCUUAAUCGUGUGUUCCGCGGGGAAGUAUCGGAGUUCCCGCACUGUCUGCAGCGUCUGUGACGUAGGAACAUACCAGCCCAACACCGGGGCCGAGUCCUGCAUCAACUGUACCACUGGCUUCAUCACCUCCAACAACGCCUCGACGGCGGAAAGUGACUGUUAUAGGCUGUGUCCGGCUGGUCAGUACCGUCCAGCCAGUGACCGCAGAGCGUGCAAUGAAUGUAUGCUGGGCACCUACCAGCCGUCAAGUGGCAAGACGAGGUGCAUCACCUGCACGCCCGCUGGUUAUAUCACAUUACAGAAUGCCUCUACCAAGGCGGACGACUGCAUGCCUUCGUGUGGCGCAGGGAAAUACCUUAAUGUGACGUCACGCUCGUGUAUCCCGUGUCCCCUUGGCACCUUCUUGCCCACAGCAGGAACCACCACUCAGUGUCGCCUGUGCCCCACCGGCAGGACAACGACCUUGACGGGUGCAACUCAAGAAGCCAACUGUGACCUUGUUGACUGUCAGCCAGGUUACUUCAGGAAAGAGAACCAGGGUUGUCAGACAUGCGGCAAGGGGUUCUACCAGCCGACCAGAGGACAGACAUCUUGUAUAAAGUGUGACGUGAACACGACUACAUUUCUCUCUGUUACUAAUGCCACAGACAAAGCCCAGUGUAUCGCUGACUGCGCUGAGGGAACUGGAUAUAAUCGACUAACAAAAGCAUGUGACUCCUGCCCAAUCGGUCAGAUCCGGAAACCCAACAUCAGCGACUACUGCUACUUCUGUCCUACUGGUCAGACUACGGCAUUUGCAGGAUCAAAGACAUGCUUGGACUUCCAAGCUACUACACGGGCACCUGUGUUCAAGACAGUGACAGUACGGAUGUCAUUCUUUGUAACGUCAUGCCAGAACCCGACUUUGAUUCAUAACACGAUCACAGCACAGAUCAGGUUCUUAAUCACAAUCCGUGCAAGCGUGUUCCCGGGCCUCUGUCAGGGCAGUUCCUGUGGUAACAUUGCGAUCAUCAUCAUAGUUCCGUGCGGAGGGACCCGCAGGAAGAGGCAAACAGGAGAAACAAUCACUGCUGAAGUAAAAGCGUCAAAUCUCCCAGAGCAAAUACCCAACACAGACAACACUCUUUCAAGAAGUCCUGAAUCGCUGCUGGUGCAGGCUCUGGACGAUAACGCUGCUGCCACCCCAGUCCUGGCUCCGACUGGCAUAACAUCCGGUCCGAUCAAUCUUGAAGGUUCAUCGACGUCGUGCGCACCGGGCUCAGUGUUGAAGUCUGGAUCUUGUGGUCAGUACACAUCAAAACUGUAUAUUCCAGACACAGUGGUGCCUGAAGAUUUCAGGACAUCUAUUUCACCUUAUCAUACAAAUUACUUACCUUAUCCCAUUUCCAAAGGUAGUGGAAAAGUCUUUUGCUGUGUUCCCGGAGAAGAGAAACAUAUAUCUCACCCAAAUGCACCCCGAGCUGCACAUGCAAACAUGAACCACGUCACUUUGCCGAUAACUCGUCUCUCUUUUAUUUUCGCGGCAACGGAAUAAUUAGGAAUGUUUGCUUGGUGCUCUGUCAUCCGAGAGAUCGUGUCGAAAUUAACCGUUUGAAAAAAAUACAUUUAAGAAGUUCGAUCUUAAGUGUUCAUCACAAUCUUCGUCAUCCUCAUGACGUGAGGUAACACCAAUGCCUCCUUCAGAGGAAGCGGGGGGCACGGGUGGCCCAGUCGUCCAAGGUGCCGCGAUUCGCUGUGCAGAGUUGCGUCCCUUGGGCACGCCAGAAACCUAUAAUUGUGGGUUCGAAUCCCGGUUCGACUUCUCCCAGUUGAACACUGUACCAUUUAUUCCCAUGGUCAACUGAUUACAAGUAAUAGUAACACAGUAACAUUUCCCAAUUACUGACUGGCAGUGAAUCAAGUUCUUCUCCUCCAGUAUAGCGUACCUGGCAGAUACAUAGUGGGCAUGGUUUAAUAAGAAUAUUCGAAACUAUCAUAUUUUAACAAGCUUUAUUCUUGUUUUAUCGAAAAUAUAUUAUCGAAAAUGUGCAGUUUAAUGUGUUUGUAACUCAAGAUGAAUAGCACUAGCAAGUGAGAAAUUAUUCAAAUAUUCAUUAUUGGACUCAAAUGAAUGCUUUAAAUCAAUAUGGUGACGAGAGCGUGUCGUGAGAGUGAUGGGAACGUGAUGGAAGGGUGAGGGAUUUGCCUUGCUUUGCUUUGCUUUGCUUUGCUUUGCUUUCCUUUGCUUGCUCAAUACCUUUGGACUUUACACAUACUUGUUAUGGAACACUUCUGCUUUUCGAGCACUGCACAUCAGGCCUAAUGGCAAUAAGAACUUCGGGAUAGAAUGACAUGUUAUGUUUACCGCAUGUGUUUUCUCCAUAUGAAAACAAUAAGUGUUUGAAUGUGUUAAUCUCCAGAUAAUUGUUGUAUUAUUAUUGAUAAAGUGUGAUCUUAACAUGAUAACCUUAAACUAUAUAUACAUUAAAGCGACAAUGUACAAUGUCCAUAAUUAUACAAAAUCUCCAUUAAAAGCAGAGUCCAUUUUAUGAUUCUGACUACAUCAUAAGCAAGUGUUUAUGAAUCACGAUAUAAAGUUUGGAAAACAGCUAUAAUUCUUAUAUUAACAAUCUCAUUUGUUACCCAAAUCUGGUCAAUAUGUAAUAUUCCAUGUUGCAGAUGGCUGUUCUGGCACCAUGUUGCAGGACGAUUCAUCUUUUUACAAAGUAUUCGUCAAUCUGUAUUCCAUGUAGCAAAGUGCUGUCCUUCUGGCACUCAGUUGCAGGCGGAUGUCAUUUACUUCCAAGUAUUGGUCAAUGUGUAUUCCAUGUAGCAAAGUGCUGUCCUUCUAGCACCGAGAUGCAGGACGAUUCCAUAAUUAUACGAAAUCUCCACUAAAAGCAGAGUCCAUUAUAUGAUUACAACUACAUCAUAAGCAUGUGUUAAUGAAUCACUAUUAAAGUUUGCGAAACAGCUCUUAUUCUUGUUAAUAUCAGUUGUUACCCACAUCUGGUCAAUAUGUAAUAAUCGAUGUUGCAGAUAGCUGUCCUUCUGGCAGUCAGCUGUUUUGUCUGUCUCAAAUGAAAAAAUUAC